Messenger RNA from Ostreococcus tauri, 1098 nucleotides. RefSeq names its product unnamed product. The transcript has a single exon. The record is from RefSeq and is a predicted model, not a curated record. The coding region runs from base 1 to 1098 and encodes 365 amino acids. NCBI's taxonomy places the organism in Eukaryota, Viridiplantae, Chlorophyta, Mamiellophyceae, Mamiellales, Bathycoccaceae.
AUGCGCGUCCUCUCCGCGCCGCUCCUCAUCCUCACCCUCUUCCCUCUUCCGCGCGCGAACGCCCUCGAGGUCGUGACGACGCAGCGCACGGACAAUCCAUCCGUCAACCGCGUCUUCGCCAACGGCCUGGACGCGUUCGGACGAGACGCGACGUGUCGCGCGUGUCACGCGUUGACGCGCGCGCUCAAUGACAAUUUGAUCAGCGCGCUCGUCGACAUUCGUGGCAAGGCGAAGACGAACGCGAAUUACGGAAAGAUGGAUGACGCUAUCGAGACGGCGAUCGCGCCGGUGUGUCGUCUGAGCGCGACGUGGCGAGACGUGGACGUGCGGAAGGCGUGCGAGAAGAUCAUGGAGCGAAGCGAGGACGCGGUGGCGGCGACGUAUCAUCGAUGGCUCGCCAGGGGCGGAGGACGCGAAGAGCGGACGGUGAGAGGAGAGAAGAAGUCACGAAACGCGUGGCGGAAGUGGGAUCCGGUGGGUUGGAAUUGGAAUUACGAGAUGUGCGGCAAGGCGACGCGCGCGUGUAAGGAGGCGCUCUCGAUGCACGAGCUCGAGGAGUUCGACGAGGACGACGUCGCGGAGGGUGAUUCGAGAAAGUACAGGAGCGAACAGCGACCCAAGAGGGGAGAGAUGGUGGAUGGGAUGUUAAAGGUCACCGCGGGGACCUUUCACGAGGAGGCGGUGCGAAGAGAGAGCGACGUCGUGGUGUACGUGGGAUUUCCAAAGCUGGACAAGUGGGCGCAUUUUUACGCCGCGUCCGUUCUCGGAACGGUUCGAGAAAUGUUUCACGCGAACGAAACCGCACGAGGGUUUUUGGAGAUCGCGUACGUGGAUGGAACGGUGAACGACGUGCCACCGCCGUACGGUUCAGACGACCAGACGCCCACGGUGGCGAUGUUCGCUGCGGGGAAUAAAAAUUGGCCUCGAUACAUGACGGACAUGAACGACGGGAAAUUGACCCCUUUCGAGGUAUUACAGUUUAUCAUGCGCACAACAACAUCGGCUGAGACGCUUCGACACGCGAAUUGGCUCGCGACGACGCUCAAGCACGAUGUGCUUCACAAGAAAAUGUGGGAGGACGACCACGUCGAGCUCUGA